AUGUUUCUCGAAACCUACAUUGUCUAUAUUAUCAACUUUCUCGGCUUCGAGCCGAGCUUCUCUCCAUUUCGCGGCUUAUUUGAGCAAAAUGAUCUACAAGUCCCGAUCACACCAAGCACCCUAUCGUUUGUGCCUCCAGGGGCCGCUGAGGAUGACGCUACCAAAAGCAGCCCCUUCAGAUGCUAUUAUUCGGCUAUGGCGUCCGAGUAUACCUAUAACCCUUCGGCGAACGACCGAGGUGUUUGGUUAAAACAUAGGACCGAUCCAUCCAAGGACUUCACCAUCAACACGGACUAUGAAGUCAGGGCCCCAGUUGGGAUUGCACGGAACUACUUUCUUACUGUGGGGGAAGACACCAACCAUGCUGUAAACUGGGAUGGCGUUGACUUUCCAUAUGCCAAAGUCUUCAACAAGAGCUUCCCUGGUCCAUGGAUACAGGCAUGUUGGGGCGACGUGCUGAAUAUUACCGUUAAAAACACUCUCCCACACAACGGGACGGCAAUUCAUAUGCAUGGCAUCCGACAGUUCGGAUCCGCCCUCAUGGACGGCGUUCCUGGCAUCACCCAAUGCCCCAUUGCGCCGGGGGACACCUUUAGCUAUGUGUUCAAUACAACCCAAUAUGGAUCGACCUGGUAUCACAGCCACUACAGUCUGCAGUACUCGGAUGGACUGCUGGGUCCGUUGACUAUUCAUGGUCCCACAUCCGCCAACUUUGACAGCGCCUUGGAUCCGAUCCUGAUCUCCGAUCAUAACCAUCGCAGUGCUUUUAUGGAUUAUUACCAGGAGCAGUUCGCUAACCCUGUCGCCAAUCCGCCCCGUUUGCCGCCGAAGCAGACUAGUAUUUUGAUCAAUGGACACGGAAGUUAUGCAGGAUCCUUCCCACUGAAUCGGUAUCAUAAGAAGGUGAAGCCAAAUAGACGCUACAUCCUCCGGCUUAUCAACGCCUCCACGGAUAGCACCUUUAUUUUCAGCAUUGAUGGACACAAUUUGACGGUAGUGGGCAACGACUUGGUCCCCGUGGAGCCAUAUACAACGAAUCAUAUAUACAUCGGGAUCGGCCAGCGCUACCACGUUGUUCUGGAAACCCUAAGCCAAGAAGCAAUCGGCCAGGGCAAAAAGGGCUACUGGAUCCGCACCGAGCCCGCUGAUGGAUGCCACAAUUUUGAAACCUUCCCUGACGACAGACAGGGAAUUCUCUGGUAUGGCUCGGGCAGCGCCAGUGGACACGAGGAAGGUCUCAGUUUCAAGCCCCCGUUGCCAACCACGACAGCUUGGUCGUACAAUUCCACCUGCAGUGACAUGCUCGAGCUGGUCCCCGUCGUCCCAUGGACCGUUGCCCCGCCAGAUACCAGUUUCACCGAGGUGCAGUACCACCCGAACCAGAACGAUCCCCUACUGGAGGCGUCCAUCACGAUCGACACCUUCUUCCUUCCCGCGGAGGGCGAGGAUGCAGCCGCAACGGUCAACGUGUGGCAAUUUCUGAACGACACCGUCUUCGUCAACUACACUGAGCCCACCGUCAACAACCUCGAUCCCCCCUACAAUCCCAAUGCAGUCAUUUAUCUCGCCCAAGAACCCCCUGCGGGGUCCCCGCCACAGACAUCCACAUGGAACUAUAUGGUGCUGAUCGGGGGGAACUUGGAGAAUCCCACCCCAGUGAGUGGGGGUCGCCUGGUGCCUGCGGCGCAUCCGAUCCACCUCCAUGGCCACGACUUUGCCGUUCUCCAAUUCUCCGAACAGCCUUACAAUGGCGUCGAAUCCCUCAACCUAGAGCUUGACAACCCCCGCCGCCGCGACGCUGUCCUCUUGCCCAGCAACGGGUUCAUCGUCAUCGCCUUUAAGACGGAUAACCCGGGGGUCUGGACCCUGCACUGCCACAUUGCGUGGCACGCGUCCGCCGGCCUUGCGCUGCAGGAUCUCGAGCUGAAGGAUGUGCUGGAGGCGCAGAUAGAGCAGACCCCGCCGACAUUCGCGAGACAGCAGUUGGAUCGGACUUGUGCCAACUGGGACCGGUGGUUUGCGGACCCUGCGAACCAUUGGAAUCCGAAUGGGCGGUUUCAGGACGAUUCGGGGAUUUGAGGUUUCUGACGGGUGUUUUGGGUGACUUUCAAUUGCGUCACGCUAGUUAGUGUAUUGUUGAAUUGCCGGUGGUCUCGCGGAUGGAUAAGGGAGGAAUAUCAUGAAUCCGCAUCAAGGCGGAAAUUAGC
Molecule: messenger RNA, 2207 nt
Organism: Aspergillus saccharolyticus JOP 1030-1
Lineage: Eukaryota; Fungi; Ascomycota; Eurotiomycetes; Eurotiales; Aspergillaceae
Product: multicopper oxidase
Exons: 7
Coding region: 1-2079 (692 amino acids)
Molecular function (GO): oxidoreductase activity; copper ion binding
Source: RefSeq, a predicted model, not a curated record